AUGACGCCGUACCUGGUUGCCGCCAUAGUGGUACUAUUGGUACUUAUAGUAACGUUUUUCAAGUACAAAUUUACGUACUGGGAAAAACGCGGCGUUAACUAUUUCACCCCGAGCAUCCCGUUGGGCAACAUGAACACCCUCUUCAAGAAAAAUCGUGAGAGCAUCGGGGAAUUUAUAAAGAAUUCGUACAUGAAGGCUCGGAACAACAACUGGAAGCAUUUCGGGAUGUAUUUGUUCACCAAUCCGGCGUACAUGGCCAUCGACUUGGACAUCGUUAAACUGAUAUUAUCUAAGGAUUUCCAGUACUUUGUUGACCGUGGGUUGUUUUACAACGAAAAGAUCGACCCCCUAGGUGCGCAUUUGUUCGCCAUUGGUGGUACCAAGUGGAGGAACCUAAGGAGGAAGCUGACGCCCACUUUUACCUCCGGAAAAAUGAGGCAAAUGUUCAGCACCGUGGCCAAAUGCGGCUUGAUUUUGGACAAAGUCAUGCAGAAGGAGCUUGAGGCGAACCACUCGUUGAACAUCAAAGAAGUACUGGCGAGAUUCACCACGGAUGUAAUUGGGACCUGCGCCUUCGGCCUGGAGUGCAACACGUUCGAGGACAAGGACUCGCCGUUCAGGUACUACGGCAGGAAGAUCCUGAACUUGGGCACCAAGAUGCAACAACUGGCGCUCAGCAUCGCCAUGAGCUUCCCCAGACUGGGCGUAGCUUUGGGCGUCCGCCAAAUUGACAAGGACGUGUCGGAUUUCUUUUUCAACGUCGUUAAAGACACGGUCGAGUACAGGGAGAAAAACAACGUCGUCAGGAAGGACUUCCUGCAGCUGCUUAUGGAGAUGAAAAGCGACGACAAGUCCGAUGGUGAUGGAAACACGUUGACCAUCACUGAAAUCGCCGCCCAGUGUUUGCUGUUCUUCUUGGCCGGCUUCGAAACCUCCUCCACAGCCAUGACCUUCGCCCUCUUCGAGCUGUCCCAAAAUCAAGAGCUGCAGGACAAAGCUAGGGAAGAAGUCGUGAGGGUUUUGGCCAAACAUAAAGGGGAGAUCACUUAUGAAUCAAUUUCGGAGAUGCAUUACAUGGACCAAGUUCUGGACGAGUCCCUGAGGAAGUACCCUCCUUUGCCGAUGGUCACGAGGAUCUGUGGUAAAGACUACAAAAUCCCCAACGAGGAUGUCGUCAUAGAAAAAGGUACGAGAGUGGUAAUACCAAUUUAUGGCAUCCACCAUGACCCCGAAUAUUACGACGAGCCGGAAAAGUUUGAUCCUGAACGAUUCUCACCAGAAAAUAAGGCAGAAAGGAACCCAUAUUCCCAUAUACCUUUUGGGGAAGGCAACAGGAUUUGUAUAGGUUUGAGAUUUGGAGUGAUGCAAUCCAAGAUUGGAUUAGCUGUGUUAUUGAAGAGUUACAGGUUUAAAUUGAGUGAUAAGACAAAAGUACCCCUCGUUUUUGAACCAAGUUCAUUUGCUUUGACAGCUGAAGGAGGAAUAUGGUUAGAUUGUACUAGAAUAUAAUCUUUUAUUUUGUAUUUAUUUAUUUUUUUGUAUAUAGAAGUUUCAAAACUUAUUAUAGGUGUAUAAAGGUAUAAUAAAAAGACACAAGUUUUAUUAAAAUUAA
Messenger RNA from Aethina tumida (small hive beetle), 1612 nucleotides. Its product is annotated as probable cytochrome P450 6a14. The transcript is spliced from 4 exons. Gene Ontology annotation, molecular function: iron ion binding; oxidoreductase activity, acting on paired donors, with incorporation or reduction of molecular oxygen; monooxygenase activity. Bases 1 to 1509 code for a protein of 502 amino acids. NCBI's taxonomy places the organism in Eukaryota, Metazoa, Arthropoda, Insecta, Coleoptera, Nitidulidae. The record is from RefSeq and is a predicted model, not a curated record.